Molecule: messenger RNA, 2124 nt
Organism: Symbiodinium pilosum
Lineage: Eukaryota; Dinophyceae; Suessiales; Symbiodiniaceae
Source: the annotation of a GenBank genome assembly
AUGUCGGAUGCGGUACAGGCUUCGCCAAGUCCGCCUCACCCAAAUCGCCCGACCGUGGAUCCGCCGCCGAAUCUCAGAACAGGAACCGGAACGGAAAUCGGGGAUGUUGAAAUGCCCGCCGUCGGCUCACCUCACAUGCCGGAACAAACACAAAAGGGAUGGGGUCCUCCGCCCAUUGCCAACCACGGCCCCGGCUUUCUCAAGCUUACACCCCAGGAACAAAGUGAAAUCCGACACCUACACCAUAACCUCGGACAUCCCGAUGCUCAAAAGUUCGUGCGCUACCUCAAACAAGGAGGUGCGGGAGAAGCAGUGCUGAAAGGAGCGGCCGACUUUCAAUGUGAUGCGUGUUCGGAGUCUCGUAAGGGAUUUAUGGCCGCACGGCCAUCCGCCAUACACGAAAACUUGGCUUUCAAUACAAAGGUCGGGCUGGAUCUUGUUUCAUGGAGAAAUGCAAAAGGGCACGAAUUCCACUUUGUUCCUUUUAUCGAUGAAGCAACUCAAUUUCACUUAGGAGCAGAGUGCAGUCAGGGAGCAGAAGGGAUCAUUGAACACUUUGAACAAGUUUGGGUAAGUUGGGCGGGAUACCCUGGUGAAGUGUGUGUAGAUCCGGGUGGGGAAUUCAUCUCAGACGCCUGGGCAUUGAAAACGCAAGAGGCAGGGAUUAAAGUGAAUAUGUCUGCAUCCGACAGUCAUUGGCAACUAGGAAGAGCAGAAAUUCACGGAAGUACCGUGAAGCAAAUGCUGAGCAGAAUGGACCUUGAGCAAGGGAUUGAGAGCUCACACGAGUUCAGAAGGGCGUUGCGUCAUGCUUUUGCUGCAAAGAAUACGUUGUGUAGGGCAGAUGGGCACACCUCACAACAAGCCGUCCUAGGAGUCUCUAGUCGUCUCCCUGGUUCAAUCCUGUCUGAUAGCAAUGCCUCGUCACAUGCGUUGGCCGAGAGCGGGACCGCGGAGGGUGGCAACCUUCCGGAGGGGCAACGCUUUCUGGAAGAGCUUCAGCUUAGAGAACGCGCAAGGAAAUCCUUUGUCAUGGUCGACAACAGCGCAAGCUUCAGGAGAGCAUUGUUGCGGCGCACGAGACCGAUGCGAAGCCAGUGGGAACCUGGAGAUCUUGUGCUGUAUUGGCGCCGGAAGGGUGGAAACAUGCGACGUGAGCAUGGACGAUGGCAUGGGCCAGCAGAGGUCAUUGCCACUGAGAAGCAGAAGGUCGUUUGGCUUAGUCAUGCGGGUCGUCUAAUCAGAGCCAGCCCGGAGCAACUUCGAGCAGCUUCUCUCCGCGAAUGGCAAAAAGUUCCUAAAGAUGAUCAUGGCAAGCCACUUCAACAGCUCGAACCUCUCAAAGAACGCUUGAAGAGUGCCCCGCAGUACUUUGACCUUGAGGGCGAGGACGUUCCACCCCGAGAGGAAGUAGAAUCCCCUUACAUAGAGGUAGAAGGGCUCUCCGAACCUGAUGCUGAAAAUACUCCGGACUCCCCAGCUGGAUUGUCCAAUGUGAAUCGGCCAGAGGCCAACUCCAUUGGACAGAACAUUUCUGAUGAUGUUCGCAUGCCCACUCAAAGUGAGCGAGAACUGUCUGAGCAAAGUCAGGAAGUUCCCGUUCCCGAAGAUGAUGAUGAUGACCUAGAGUUUGGGGAUUGUGUGGUUGUAGAUGAGCCGGUUUUUCAUAGUGGUUGUGAUCGAUGUUGGGAAAUAGAUAUCACGCCCCCAGAGGGAUGGAAUCUUCCUGAGGAACUGGACGAAGACAUGAUAUGUCUUGCUAGUGAAAGCCGCAAGAAACGGGUUGAGGUCAAGCUCCGAGAUCUCACAGUUCGAGACCAGCAACGGUUUGCUCUAGCAAAGCACAAGGAGGAACGCGAUUUUGUUUUCACGGGCAUUCGGCUACAUCAGUGGGAAGAUGGGAGCAUUGAGAUGGAUCAAAAAGAGUAUAUCUCCAAGAUAGUAGGUGAGCUCCAGUCAGCUAUCAAUUCAGCAAAGGUGUCUCACUUGUUGGCCAUUGAAGAUACGUGGGUGGGAACAGCCGCAAAUGCGUCAGAAGGGCAAGCCUGGACCGGAGUCACUCGCUUUUUCUUGAGCCAGAAGCCCGAGGCUUCCGUCAAGGCGCUUACCAGUCAGACCUCAUAA